AGGAAGAGUUGGAUGUACACUCAUGCAAAGGACAAUCGACCUCUCGACAAGUAACAUCAUCUUCCUCUUCGAAAAAAGGAACAUGAGGAAAAGACAGUGGACAACAAAAUUACACGAAUGCCUACAAGAAACAAAAGAAUCCACAUUCAUGGUUCCAAACAAAUCAGCAAACGAGAUCGGAACUUGAAUGAUUCAAACCAAACGAUAGAAGUUUCAAAUACAACAUGUAUGUUUGGUUCACUAGAUUCUACCACAAGAGGGCCCGAUCAUACUCAAAAGAAGAGUUUGAACUUUGAUCGUGACUCCGAAGGGGACUGAAUAAGAUCUCGAUAAAAAGACAAAGCCAAGAUAGGGGCUCGCUUUGGUGGAAAAUUCAUACUUUCUUUUUAUGUGUCAUGACCCACCCCAGAAGGCAUGUGCAUCAAGCCUCUAGCAACCACACAAGAGAGACCCUUUAAUCCUUAGCUUCAAAAUUACCUUAUCUGAAUAACCCACCAUAUUUACACUAAACCUAGUGAAACCAGAAUUAGCGAAGUGGGGUGAAAAAAAAAAAAUAGAUACAUGGGAAGUUACAAACAGAGAGGCAUUGUUAUGUUACCUUAAUGGGAUAGAUAUCGAAUCUCCAAGAAAAAUCCACACCCUUCAAUUGAAAAAGUCAAGCAGUUGGUCAAUAAGUCAAAAUAAUAAGCUCUCCACGGUUUUGUUUCUAUCGUCACUAUUCCAACCCUUUCCUUCUCAUUCACUCCCCCUUCCUUUUCUUCUUCCUUUUUUCCUUUUCUUUUUUCCCUUUCCUUUUCUCCCACCAACACCCACAAUCCAAAUCUUCCACUUCCAGGAAAAACCAACCCAUUCGAUAAUGGCGAUGAAAACCCAUUCUGAAUUCUGAAUUCCCACAAACCCCUUUCUUUUCUCAACAUAAACUCCCAAUUUUAGAUUCAAGACAGCUAUUUCAUUUUGGCCAAUGUCACAACAGAAGACCAUUUCCCACAUCGAUAACUUACCAUCAACGCCGGGGAAGUUCAAGACGGAGAAAUCUCCGCCCUACAUUCACCGGUUGAGGGUUCAUUCUGCUAUUUCCAGGCUCACUCUAUGGUCUUUCUUGUUCUUGAUUUUCAUUAUCUGUUUCUUUUUCCUCUCCCCUCCUUCAUCCUCCGUCUCCCCUCGCCGAGCCCUUGGUGGGGACUCUUGGGGUGGCCAUAAUUGGGAGAAAAAGGUCAGCCGUUCUGCUCAAACUCAAACUGGCAUCACCGUCCUUGUCACCGGCGCUGCUGGGUUCGUCGGAACUCAUGUCUCAGUUGCCCUGAAACGACGAGGUGAUGGGGUUCUUGGACUCGAUAACUUCAAUGACUACUACGAUCCACAGCUCAAAAGAGCUCGGAGGAAGCUUCUUGAUCGUGCUGGUGUGUUUGUUGUAGAAGGAGACAUUAAUGAUUCAGAAUUGCUUCGUAAGCUCUUUGAUGUUGUGGCUUUCACCCAUGUUAUGCACCUUGCGGCUCAGGCUGGAGUCAGGUAUGCAAUGCAGAAUCCAGGUUCUUAUGUGCACAGCAAUAUUGCUGGGUUUGUGAACCUUUUGGAAGCUUGUAAGUCAGCAAAUCCACAGCCCGCCAUUGUUUGGGCUUCUUCUAGCUCAGUCUAUGGAUUGAAUUCUAAAAUACCCUUUUCAGAAAAGGAUCGAACUGAUCAACCAGCGAGUCUUUAUGCUGCUACAAAGAAGGCUGGAGAGGAGAUAGCCCAUACUUACAAUCAUAUUUACGGGCUUUCAAUCACUGGUUUGAGAUUCUUUACUGUUUAUGGACCUUGGGGUCGCCCUGACAUGGCGUAUUUCUUCUUCACUAGGGAUAUUCUUAAGCGGAGGCCGAUAACAAUCUAUGAAGCUCCUGAUCAUGGUACAGUUGCUAGAGAUUUUACUUACAUUGAUGAUAUAGUGAAGGGGUGUUUAGGGGCUCUUGAUACUGCUAAGAAGAGUACAGGGAGUGGUGGGAAGAAGAGGAAGCCUGCACAGUUGAGGAUUUUCAAUUUGGGAAACACAUCACCAGUACCAGUGAGUGAGCUUGUUUCCAUAUUAGAGAAGCUGUUGAAAGUUAAGGCAAAGAAGAAACUUCUGCCAAUGCCUAGAAAUGGAGAUGUUAAGUUCACUCAUGCCAACAUAAGUUUGGCUCAUAAGGAGUUUGGUUACAGGCCGACUACGAAUCUCAGGACCGGACUGGAGAAGUUUGUGAAUUGGUACAAGGAUUACUAUUCUGGUUCCAAGAAGGGAAUUGCCCGGGCUUUCUCUAACAUUUAGAUUCUCCUUCACAAUUAAUGUUGCUUGUGUCCACUGAUCGUCAAUCUUUGAUAAUUUGCUGCAUUUUUAAGGCAUAUCGUGCUUUCAAAGAAGCAGCACCUCCUCCUGCAUUAGAUUUGGUUUUUGCUCUUCAUUGCCAUUUUCUGUCAGCAGGACUAGAAGCCUCUUUUCAUAAUUGUCCCACAUGUUGCUUCAUUGUUUCUGUUCUUUUUCUGUAUUUUUUGUAAGGACUAUAUUCUGUUGAGGCUUUACAGUUCAUGAGUGAGAGAAAUGAAACAUCCUGGCCGGUUGGUGGACUUCACUUACCAUCUUGAAUAACAUAGCAACUUAUGAAAUGGCUUCUGUUUAUGUAAGACUGUAAGUCAUAUGUCCCAUUCUCUGAAUAUUGUAUUGACCCCGAACUAAUGUUUACACAAUACAUGUUAAAGUUGUAGCAA
This is a messenger RNA of Cucumis sativus (cucumber), 2721 nucleotides long. RefSeq names its product UDP-glucuronate 4-epimerase 3. The record is from RefSeq and is a predicted model, not a curated record. Lineage: Eukaryota; Viridiplantae; Streptophyta; Magnoliopsida; Cucurbitales; Cucurbitaceae. The coding region runs from base 962 to 2284 and encodes 440 amino acids. The transcript has a single exon.